AAUGGUGUACCAAUUGUUCUUUCUGAAAACCUUUUAUAAAGAAAAUGUACAGCUGUAAUCAUGACGAAGAAUAUUAUUACCACAAACAAUUCCAUACGGGAAGUGCAUACAGAAUUACUAGAUAAACUUUUAGAUUUUAUCAAAUAUGACGGUGGACUUGAUCGGUGGAGGUUAUUUAUUGGACGCAUCACAGGAGCUCCGUAUCCAAAAGGUGACGUGGUGGAAGAUUUUAACACUCUGGAGGCAAAAGGACAUUUGGCACCUGGAAAAUAUGAUGAACUUUUAAAACAUUUCGGUAAAUGUGAUCAAAGAGCGAUCGAAUACAUCGAAGAGGCUCAGAAAAAAAUUAAUGAAUUAAGAGAACAUUUGAAAGACGUCGACAGUUCAGAGCCAUUAAUCGGCAGAAUUAUAAGUCGCAGUGAAUGGGGAGCAACACAACCAGGGGGAAAGGUAGAUAAUUUACAACACAUUCCAAGGUACGUCAUUAUAUCACACAGUGGUCCAAACAUCAACGCAUUCACAGAACAACAAUGUGCAGAAGAAGUACGUUCAUACCAGACCUACCAUAUUUAUAACAGAGGAUGGUCUGAUAUUGGAUACAAUUUCUUGAUUGGAGAGGAUGGGAAUGUAUAUGAGGGUCGUGGAUGGGGUAAGGAAGGGGCUCACACCAAAGGACUAAAUAAAGAUAGCAUAGGUAUUUGCUUCAUUGGAAACUUUGAUGAACGUCUUCCAAAUCAGAGAGCACUUAAAGCUGCUAAAGAUCUGAUUCGAAGGGGUGUGGAAGAAGGCAACAUACGAACUGAUUUCAUUCUGAAGGGACACAGAGAUUUCAGUAAUACUGCAAGUCCUGGAGAAUGCCUGUAUCAAGAUUUGCAGAAGUGGUCUUUUCAUCAUGGAAAUUGAUAUAAGUCAUAUCUAAAGAGAUUACUCGGUAUGUAAUGUUGUUUCAAGCUACUAUUUUGAAGUGAAUACUUCAAAUAAAUUGACAUUCUUUUGUACUUCCAUGCAGGGCUUAACAUAUACAUGUAACUCAUUUACAUAAAAAAGAUUUAAUAAUUACAGAACAACGCCUUAACAAUUCGGAGCAUUGUAAUAUGAAAAAAAAAAACUGACGGACACACUCAAACAUGGAAAAAGAAUACAAUAUACAUAAAAGUUGAAUGGUCAAAUAAUUAUUUGUUUUUCUUGGUGAUGCGACCUAUUAGGCGAUAGCAAUUUUGUAUUUAUAAAUUGAUUCACUUUUAACCUAGAUUCGUUUCUUCGAAUCGAAACAUUUGGAAGGUCUAGACUGUUAAGGUCACAUAUGAUGUCAUAUAUUAGUGAAAAAAUUGAAAUCACAAAAUUUUAUCAAAAUUAAUAACAUAAAAACCUACGACUUUUCAGCCCCAUUUACAACCUUUCCCCUAGUUUUGUCAUCAUUGAUAUUAUCCUGCUUUUUCAGAAUGGAACUCGGAAAUUUACUUACCUUGUCAUUGAUUAUUUGCAAAAUUAUUUUGUUUAAAAACAAUGUGCUUGAACACAAGAGUACUCUGAAGUUCAUAUUAAAAAGAUGCUUGUCUUAA
This is a messenger RNA of Saccostrea cuccullata (small rock oyster), 1562 nucleotides long. Its product is annotated as peptidoglycan recognition protein 1-like. The record is from RefSeq and is a predicted model, not a curated record. The transcript has 6 exons. Bases 61 to 903 code for a protein of 280 amino acids. Lineage: Eukaryota; Metazoa; Mollusca; Bivalvia; Ostreida; Ostreidae. Gene Ontology annotation, molecular function: N-acetylmuramoyl-L-alanine amidase activity; zinc ion binding. Gene Ontology annotation, biological process: peptidoglycan catabolic process.